Molecule: messenger RNA, 756 nt
Organism: Boeremia exigua
Lineage: Eukaryota; Fungi; Ascomycota; Dothideomycetes; Pleosporales; Didymellaceae
Product: ATP synthase subunit 9
Exons: 2
Coding region: 51-446 (131 amino acids)
Biological process (GO): proton motive force-driven ATP synthesis; proton transmembrane transport
Molecular function (GO): proton transmembrane transporter activity
Source: RefSeq, a predicted model, not a curated record
CACCUCCUCAUCACCCAAUUCAUCUCCACUCAACGACCAACACCAUCACCAUGGUUGCCAUUGCUCGUUCUUUCGGUGCUGCCCGUGUGGCCAGCCGCAGCCUCACCACCGCUGCCCGCCCCCAGAACAGCCUCGUUGCUGCCCGCUCCGCUUUCCGCAACAACGCCGCCCGCAACGUCAUCCAGAAGCGUGGCAUCGUCGCCGAGUCCACCGCUGCCGCCAUGGUCGCUGCCGCUAAGAUCCAGGGUGCCGGUCUCGCUACCAUCGGUCUUGCCGGUGCUGGUGUCGGUAUUGGCACAGUUUUCGGUGGCCUCAUCCAGGGUGUUGCCCGCAACCCUUCCCUCAGGGGUCAGCUCUUCCAGUACGCCGUUCUCGGUUUCGCCUUCGCUGAGGCUACUGGUCUCUUCGCCCUCAUGAUGUCCUUCUUGCUCCUCUACGUCGCAUAGAUAUGUGCACAAGAGUGGGCUAUGUUGACACGGGGUCAACGGUCUGGGUCGCUGGAUGGAAACUUUCGUGGAUGGGUGUGUGCAUAGGGAGACCUCCUUUCUACCUCUAGUGGCCGGUCAGAUUGUGUAAAACAUGUACUUUAGACUGAGCAAUCUGAAGAGCAAGCUACCACUGAAGUUUUGUCCUCCUCGAGGGUGCAUUGCGGAGGCUCCAUCGGAAGCAGUGACGUGUGCGGAGAGCUGAUACCCGUCUCAAUCGGCUCAAUUCACUAUGAUGAAUACAUACCAAAUCUAAUUGAUGUGACUUUGA